GCCGCGGGCUGGCCGACCGCGGCGAGACGCACGUCCGGUGUCCGGCCCCGCUUCCUCCCUCCCCAGCUCCAGGGCUCGCGGCCCAGAGCGUAUGGGGUGGGAGGAAUGGGAUGGCGAGGAGGCUCGACCUUGAGCAAACAAACAAGUUCAGGGAGCACCUCCCUCCCUCCGGUGUAAACUCGGGGCACUGGACACACCCAUCACCGCCCCCCCAACACACACACACACACAUACACUCCCCAGGAAAGCCCGGGAAAGGAGGCAAGGAGAGAAGCAGCGUCGCAUCUGAGAGCAGGGAGCAAGGGACCGGGGCUGGGAGUGCAGCCCCGGCCCCCCAGUGCAGGUCGCCAGCUGCGGGGAGGGGGAAGACCCACCCCCGUCGAGGACCCCGUUGCAUCUCUGGGCACGAGGGAGUUAAGCCCGGUGGCCUCGAUGCUCCACGUAGGAGCUGGCUCGGCCGCCGGCUGUGGUCAGGGCGGCCCGUAUAAGUAGGGCGGGAGACCCGAGCGCCGAGGACUUGCAGCUGCCCGCGCCCCACCGUCGCCGCCGCCGCCGCUGCCCCCGGCCCUGGCCAUGGCUCGCCCGAUGCUCCUGCUCAGCCUCGGCCUCCUGGCCAGCCUCUUGCCGGCGCUGGCCGCCUGUCCCCAGAACUGCCACUGCCACGGUGACCUGCAGCAUGUCAUCUGCGACAAAGUGGGGCUGCAGAAGAUCCCCAAGGUGUCUGAGAAGACCAAGCUGCUCAACCUACAGCGGAACAAUUUCCCGGUGCUGGCCGCCAACUCGUUUCGGGCCAUGCCGAACCUCGUGUCGCUGCACCUGCAGCACUGCCAGAUCCGGGAGGUGGCGGCGGGGGCCUUCCGGGGCCUCAAGCAACUCAUCUACCUGUACCUGUCCCACAACGACAUCCGCGUGCUGCGCGCCGGCGCCUUUGACGACCUGACGGAGCUCACCUACCUCUACCUGGACCAUAACAAGGUGACGGAGCUGCCCCGGGGGCUGCUCUCCCCGCUGGUCAACCUCUUCAUCUUGCAGCUCAACAACAACAAGAUCCGGGAGCUGCGCGCAGGCGCCUUCCAGGGCGCCAAGGACCUGCGCUGGCUCUACCUGUCCGAAAACGCACUCAGUUCUCUGCAGCCCGGCGCCCUGGACGACGUGGAGAACCUGGCCAAGUUCUAUCUGGACAGAAACCAGCUGUCCAGCUACCCCUCGGCUGCUCUGAGCAAGCUGCGGGUGGUGGAGGAACUGAAGCUGUCCCACAACCCCCUGAAGAGCAUCCCCGACCACGCCUUCCAGUCCUUCGGCAGGUACCUGGAGACACUGUGGCUGGACAACACCAACCUGGAGAAGUUCUCGGAUGGUGCCUUCCUGGGAGUGACCACACUGAAACACGCCCACCUGGAGAACAAUCGCCUGAACCAGCUGCCCUCCAACUUCCCCUUCGACAACCUGGAGACACUCACCCUCACCAACAACCCCUGGAAGUGCACCUGCCAGCUCCAGGGCCUCCGUCGGUGGCUGGAAGCCAAGGCUUCUCGCCCUGAUGCCACCUGCUCCUCGCCCGCCAAGUUCAAGGGCCAGCACAUCCGUGCCACGGACGCCUUCCGCAGCUGCAAGUUCCCCACCAAGAGGUCCAAGAAAGCCGGCCGCCAUUAAACAGGUCCUGACCCAGCCGGUCCUGGUGACUGGCUUCUGCCUUCUGCCGGAGAGACUACUGACCUUCCUGCCUCCCCCCACAGCCCCUGCGCAUGCACAGAGCUGCCCACACCUAGACACGUCCUGGCAGGGGGCCUCGGGCACUUCACUACCAACUCAGCCCCACCUGACGGUGUCCGGGGAAGGACACAGUGCCGCCAUGGUGCCUGGCUGUCCCGCCAGGGCUCCUCUCAGACAAUCUGUUGCCGACAGCCCUGAGUCCAUCAGAAACACAACGGGGUGAUCAUCAGGAUGGCCACCCCUCCAGAAUCAUCCUCUUCCCCAGCCAUCUGGAAACAAAUGCCAGAUCCUUGGCCCACCCCUUGCUUCCCAGAAAGGGUCUUAAGCCCAUGUCCCAACUCUGCCAGCCCCCACCUGCCAGGACGGCCUAGCGGGACACCCGUGCUUUGCUGCACGUCACCCCCGCUGCACUCGCCCCCAGAUUUCUAUAAAUAUAAAUGUAUGUCUGUGUAACAUCUA
Molecule: messenger RNA, 2172 nt
Organism: Oryctolagus cuniculus (rabbit)
Lineage: Eukaryota; Metazoa; Chordata; Mammalia; Lagomorpha; Leporidae
Gene: CHAD
Product: chondroadherin
Cellular component (GO): plasma membrane
Molecular function (GO): protein binding
Source: RefSeq, a predicted model, not a curated record